AUGGAGCUUUCUAGCUCCAGGGAUCUGCACACGUCGGAUUUAGAUGUCUCAAUGGAUACGUGGAACAACUUCUAUGCUUGCCUGGUGUCCUUAUGGCUGCACAGAUUUUACAUCUAUUCUGCUGUUGCUUUUGGGAUAAGCAUUUGGAUCGUCAUUCAGUUCACCACCACCAAAACCAAAAAGAAGGGUGAAAAAUCCAAUGGGAAUCCCGCUUCUUCUGAAGGAAUAGAAGACAAACUAGUAAAUGGAUAUGCCACCCUGCAGGCAAAGGAGGUCUAUGUUGCUGGGGUAAAGAUUUUCUAUGGGUCUCAGACUGGCACAGCAAAGAGAUUUGCCAAAGGUCUGGCUGAAGCAGUUAUUUCCCUUAAUUUGCCUGUGGAAGUCAUUAGCAUGGGAGACUAUGAUCCAGAUGAUUGUUUAUCAGAGGAGACAACCAGCAGGAACAUUUGUGUGUUCUUGGUAGCUACGUACACAGAUGGACAGCCAACCGAGAGUGCAGCGUGGUUCUGCAAGUGGUUAGAAGAGGCUGCGAAUGACUUCCGCUUUGGGAAAACGUAUCUGAACGGCCUGAGAUACGCUGUGUUUGGCUUGGGAAAUUCAGUUUAUGUUGAUCACUACAACACAGUUGGAAGAAAUAUUGACAGGUGGCUGUGGAUGCUCAGUGCCAGCCGUAUCAUGACUCGUGCCGAGGGGGAUUGCAACGUGGCCCAGAGCAAGCAUGGCAGCAUUGAGGCUGACUUUGAAGCCUGGAGAGCCAAGUUCCUCAGUCGGCUCCAGGCCCUCUGCAGAGGGGAAAAGAAGCCCUGCAGUGGGAAGUGCAAGAAAGGGAAGUGCAAAUCUCCGGGGAAGCAGAGCAAGGAGAGCUCAGAUCAUGAACAUGGGGCAUCAGAAUACGAGAAUACUGAGGCAGAGGAGUUGUUUGAAACCAGUAGUGAGGAGGAGGCUGAUGCCGAGGAAGCUGGAGGCACAAAUUCUGUCAUCGAUGUUGAAGAUCUUGGCGAUAUCAUGAGCCACAUGAAGAAAGCAAAGAGAGAACGUGAGCUCGAGGAAGGAGAUGUUGGAACGAGCUUGACUCGAGAGAACGCUGGGAGGAAGGAGGAGGAUGAAAAGAGAGAGAUGAUUACCCCGGCUCUGAGAGAAGCGCUCACAAAACAAGGUUACAAACUGAUUGGAAGCCAUUCUGGGGUGAAGCUCUGUCGGUGGACAAAGUCGAUGCUUCGAGGCAGAGGAGGCUGCUACAAACACACGUUUUACGGAAUUGAGAGCCACCGCUGCAUGGAGGCCACGCCGAGCCUGGCUUGUGCAAACAAAUGCGUCUUUUGCUGGAGACAUCAUACAAAUCCAGUGGGCACGGAGUGGCGAUGGAAGAUGGACCAACCUGAAAUGAUCUUGCAGGAGGCUAUUGAGAACCAUCAGAAUAUGAUCAAGCAGUUCAAAGGCGUGUCGGGAGUAAAAGCAGAUCGCUUUGAGGAAGCGAUGACAGCAAAGCACUGCGCGCUCUCGCUGGUGGGAGAGCCCAUCAUGUACCCAGAGAUCAACCGCUUUGUGAAGCUCCUGCACCAGCACAGCAUCUCUAGUUUCCUGGUUACAAAUGCACAGUUCCCAGAUGAGAUUAGGAACCUUGAGCCAGUAACGCAGCUGUAUGUCAGCGUGGAUGCCAGCACCAAAGAGAGCCUGAAGAGAAUUGAUCGACCCCUCUUCAAGGAUUUCUGGCAGAGGUUUCUGGACAGUUUAAAGGCCUUGUCUGAAAAGCAACAGCGCACUGUUUAUAGGCUGACACUGGUGAAGGCUUGGAAUGUGGAUGAACUCAAAGCGUAUGCUGACCUGAUAUCCCUCGGUAAACCAGACUUCAUCGAGGUCAAGGGCGUGACGUACUGCGGUGAAAGCUCGGCCAGCAACCUCACCAUGGCCAACGUCCCCUGGCACGAGGAGGUGGUGCGCUUCGUCCAGGAGCUGGCCGACCUCAUCCCCGACUACGAAAUUGCGUGCGAGCACGAACACUCGAACUGUCUCCUGAUAGCUCACAAGAAGUUCAAGAUCAAUGGCGAGUGGUGCACCUGGAUCAACUACGACCGCUUCCAGGAGCUGGUGCAAGAGCACGAGAGGAGCGGCGGGUCCAAGACUUUCACAGCGGCCGAUUACGCAGCCAGAACUCCUCUCUGGGCGCUGUUUGGGUCCAGAGAAAGGGGGUUCGAUCCCUUGGAUGUAAGAUACCAGCGGAAGAACAAAGCGAGAGACAUCUCUGGGUGCUGAGGCUAGGCUGGGGCUCGCUGAACUCUGGGCUGGCUGGCUGCUGAGUUUUGGUCUCCGUUUCUAGGCUAACACCGAUUUUGAAUCUAUUCACCUAGAUUUUUCUGACGUUUGAUAUUGAGAGAGAGGGUAAAGCCUUUAUUUAACCCUUCCCUCCUGUUUUUAGGGCUGCUUGGAUGAAAAUAUUUAUAAUGCUCUCUAUCUCAAGAUAAAUCACAAAUGGUGCAUGCCAGCAAUUUAUCGUAACUGGCAGCGUGAUGAGGGAGGCAGUGGCUGUGGUCUCCACAGCGGAGAGUGUUUGGAGUUGGAUGUGGAGGGGGAGCGUUCGUUUGACUUCUGUGCCCUGCUGCAAGGAGAGCCCGGCACGUGCUGGCGCCCAACUCGGCAGCAAAACGUUCCGCGUCCAUAAGGGUAAGUGCCAAGGGGAUUUCAGCGCCACAGGCUGGUUGGAUCUGUGCAGGUGGGACCGCAGAAGGAUCUGGAUCUAAAAGCCUGAGCCCUGCUGGAAGUAUCAUUGUACAGACAGUAACAAAGAUUUAUGCAUUUUAAACACUGGUGCCAGUUGCUGUAAAGACCCCAGCCCCAAGAAGCUGAAGCUUGGGAAUGGUAUAUGUAACAGCACUGCUCUUAAUAUCGUCUGCAACUUCUGGUAUCUCCAAAUAUUUUCCAGCUUCAUGGGUUUGGCAAUGAAUAUUUUCCGAAUAGUUUUACCCCACUCCCCCAGCAGCCUUAAACAACACAUAUAAUUCUUCGAAGCCCCGUUAGGCUCCCGCUGUGUGUGUCCAGUGUCCUGCUGAUGGUGAGGACGUGCUGUGGGGGCCAGCAGGCUUGGGUGUCAGCAGAUGGCUUCCUUCGCUCCACAUGGACAAGUCGACGGUGUCGCUGCUGGUUUGGGUGGAGGUGGUAAUCUGGUGUAAGUGAAAACUGAAUCUGGUUGAGAUCUCUUGUGUCAAGAAACAAACUCUUUUAGUUUGGAGAGGUGAUGUCUAGGCAUGAGGUCCAGUGACGUGACCCCGGGUGUUGUUCUUGGGGACCCUGGGCCGUGCCUGGCACUCUGUUUGGAGGUACUGCAGCCUGGCUGGAAAAUUGCAUUUAAAUGGGAGGGGGAUGGGUUGUUUUCCGUCGGGGAAAAUCCCCACUUCAUGUGCCGACGACCUUUCCCUUUCUGUUUCUGCAACAUCCGCGUCGGCUGCAGUCCCCAACGAGUUGCAAAGGAUCAGUGUGCAAACACCCGGGACAGACCCCCGAUGGCCGGUUGUGCCUUCAGUUGCUGAAUGGCUGAACUAGGCUACAACGCUACCGCUUCCCGGCUAGCCUCCCGCAGCUCUGCCGAUGGCUUCCACCCUUCGGCAGCCUGCCGUGGGGCAGGCGUGGGGCAGCGCUGGCCGCUCUCCUCCUCCCUCCCUGUGCCCAGCCAGCCUUUUGGGGUGAGCGGGCUGUGGUGUGGGAGGACGGC
Aptenodytes forsteri (emperor penguin) is the source of this 3706-nucleotide messenger RNA. RefSeq names its product tRNA-yW synthesizing protein 1 homolog (gene TYW1). Gene Ontology annotation, molecular function: 4 iron, 4 sulfur cluster binding; catalytic activity; FMN binding. The transcript has 16 exons. NCBI's taxonomy places the organism in Eukaryota, Metazoa, Chordata, Aves, Sphenisciformes, Spheniscidae. The coding region runs from base 1 to 2253 and encodes 750 amino acids. Gene Ontology annotation, biological process: wybutosine biosynthetic process. The record is from RefSeq and is a predicted model, not a curated record.